Medioppia subpectinata is the source of this 759-nucleotide messenger RNA. The record is from the annotation of a GenBank genome assembly. NCBI's taxonomy places the organism in Eukaryota, Metazoa, Arthropoda, Arachnida, Sarcoptiformes, Oppiidae.
AUGGCCGCGUCGGGAAUCGUAGUGUUUGCGUUGGGAAUAUUCUUCUUGGUUGAAGAUGAGAGGUCCAGUCUUUUUAAGCUGUUUGUGGUGGAGAAGUAUAACUACGCUCUGUUGCAAAUGCUCGCCUGGUCUUUCAUUGUCAUCGGUUCCGCCAUCGGUCUCAUCGGCUUCUGUGGCUGUUGCGGCGCUUUUAGAGAGAAUCGUUGGAUACUUAUUAUUUAUUCGCUGUUUCUUUUGGUGAUCUUUGCGUUGGAACUGACGGUCGGAGUAAUGGCCGUAAUAUUUCAGGAGAAAGUGGUGGCAGAACUCAAACUAGAAUUAACUAAUAAAUUACAAAUCGAUUACGGACUCCACAGCCAUCGAUUUGGCCCAAACCAAGGCAUCUAUUUGGCACUUUUUGAUUGCUGUGGUAUCGAUGGGCCGAAAGAUUACGAAAAGUCUGUUUGGAAGUUCCAGAAAAUGAAUGGCCAGAACUCGAAUGUGAGCCGAACCUGUUGUCUACUACAGAAUAAACUAGAAAAACAGGCCCACAAUAAUCCCCGACCACUCAAUGAAACACUCUGUCAGUCCGCAGACAAUGUCGAGAAUAGACUCUACAGACAUCAAAACGGAUGUCUUGAAAAACUGGAGCGCUUUAUCAGAGCCGAGGCUAUGGUUUUCGUGGUAAUGGGUUGCGGACUAUCAGGAGUUGUGUUAAUAGGAAUGAUUAUAUCGAUAUGUUUGUGUCGAGCCAUUCAUCACAGCAAUAAUAACGAAUAA